CUGCCUCCCGCCUACGUCUUUGGCCCCGCCUCCUUGCUUAGUCCGGGUUUCUGAGCGCUGCCAGGCCCAGACUGAGGCUAGAACCUCCUGCUCCAGGCGAGUGCCUCCGUCCUCCUGGUCUCUGGGAGACCGCCACGCGAUUGGCGGGGCCACCAUCAAAGGUUGAAUGAAUUGCUCCAAUUAUUUAUUAGCUAUUUGAUAAAGGUAACAAGAAAAGAUAAAGUAUGUCUGACGAAGUUUUCAGCACAACUUUGGCAUACACCAAGAGUCCAAAAGUUACCAAAAGAACUACUUUCCAGGAUGAGCUAAUAAGAGCGAUUACAGCUCGCUCGGCCAGACAGAGGAGUUCUGAAUACUCAGAUGACUUUGAGAGCGAUGAGAUUGUUUCAUUGGGUGAUUUUUCUGAUACCUCCAUAGAUGAAAAUUCCAUUAAGAAAAAAAUGAAUGAUUUUCAUGUAUCAGAUGAUGAAGAAAAUAAUUCUCCAAAACUAUCUUUUUUGAAAACCAAGAAAUCAAACAGUGACAUAACCAAAGAUGGGCCAGAAUUUUCUGUCAAAAACAACGAAGAUGUGGCACCUGAUGGUUAUGAAGACAUGGUGGUAAAUUCCUCAUCAGAAUCUCAGCAUAAAGAUCAAGAAGUUGAAAAAGAGAGAAUUAAACUAAAACCUAAACCCAGAAUUUUUUCGCUCAAAAGCACAUCUUCGGCAGAAAAUAGCAGCAGCCUUGAAACAGAUGACCAUUUUAAGCCUUUACCUCUGCCAAGGAGCUUGUUAAGAAAGAGUAGGCACGUGGAGGAGAAAGAAAGACUAGGAGAAGAUAAAGAAACUGCUCUCAGUGAAGACUUCAAUUCUGCACCUUCCCUUCCAAGUCUGGAUGGCAGACAAUUAGAAGCUGAGGAAAAAACAUUCUCUGAAAACCUUGAUCUUGAGGAUCCAUUGUUAUCAAGUUUAUCAUCAUCAGCUCUUAAAGAAAGUCUUGGAAAUUCUUUUUCACUGGCACCUGAGGGAAAAGCAUCUAUAGAAGAUCAGAAUGGAGAAUUUCCUGAAAACCAUAAUUCCUUGAAAUUAAAUGAAAAUGAAGAAAAUUCAGAUAUGAUAAACUGUGUCACUGCUGAACUUGAGAAACCCCAGGAAAUUCAAGUGCCUGCUGACAGCCUUGAAGAAGAAAAGGAAAAGGCUGAACUGGUGACAGAUGGUGACUCGACAAUGGAUCCCUUGCUAUUUCAGUCUCAUACCAACGCAACAGAAUCUGCAAAGAAGGUGAUCGAAGAUAAAAAUAUGAAGAAUAAAAAGUCCACAAACAACAGAGCAUCCAGUGCAGGUGGCAGAUUAAUGACCUCUGAGUUUUUAAAGAAAUCCAGUUCUAUAAGGAGAAGUCCAUCAGCAACUACCUCUUCUCACUAUCUGGGGACUUUGAAAGUCUUGGACCAAAAGCAGAGUUUAGAACCUGACAAAGCAGAUCACAUAAGGGCAGCUGUUUAUCAGGAGUGGUUGGAAAAGAAAAAUGUAUAUCUUCAUGAAAUGCACAGAAUAAAAAGGAUUGAAAGUGAAAACUUAAGAAUCCAAAAUGAACAGAAAAAAGCUGCCAAGAGAGAAGAAGCAUUAGCAUCAUUUGAGGCCUGGAAGGCCAUGAAAGAAAAGGAGGCCAAGAAAAUAGCUGCCAAAAAGAGGCUUGAGGAGAAAAACAAGAAGAAAACUGAGGAAGAAAAUGCUGUGAGGAAAGGAGAAGCCCUACAGGCUUUUGAAAAAUGGAAAGAGAAAAAAAUGGAAUAUCUUAAAGAGAAAACUAAAAAGGAGAAAGAAUAUGAAAGAGCAAAGAAACAGAAAGAAGAGGAAACUGUUGCUGAGAAAAAGAAAGAUAAUUUAACUGCUGUUGAAAAAUGGAAUGAAAAAAAGGAAGCUUUUUUCAAGCAAAAGGAAAAAGAGAAAAUAAAUGAGAAAAGGAAGGAAGAACUGAAAAGAGCUGAGAAAAAAGAUAAAGAUAAACAAGCUAUCAAUGAAUAUGAAAAAUGGCUGGAAAAGAAAGAAAGACAGGAAAGAAUUGAACGAAAGCAAAAGAAACGCCAUUCAUUUCUUGACCACGAGGCACUUCCUCCAUGGAGCCCUCCCAGUAGAACUGUGUUCUCGAAAGUCUUUUGACAAUCCUUGUUCUUAUUUACCAACUUGCCAAUUUUAGUCACGGGUUUAGAACAUUCAUUCAAUUACUUAUAGUUGGAAAAAUCUAUUUUAAUUAAAUGGCAGGCCUUUCUGUUAAAAUGAAAAAGAUACUUUGGACUUUAAUCAGUAAAAGCAUUUUUGAACUGUAGAUAAACUGCCUCAAAUGAAAAGCUAAUAAUCAGGUUGCUCUUACUAUGAAAAUGCAUAAAGCUUUAUAUGUCCUGAUAAUUCUGAAAGUGGAAUGCUCCUUGAUCACUUUCAUUAACCUCUGCACGCAAUUUAAAUAUGUUAAGCCCAAUAAAAACAAGGAAACCAUCUAGGUACUCUAAUCAUAGAAAUAAUUGGAUUCGUCGAUGAUCAUGCAUUUGGAUUCAGGUUUUUUAAUGAAUGUAUGGUGGGGAGUGUGCAUAUAUUAUUUCUUCUAAAACUGAUGUUUAGUUAAAAGCAGUUGCCUGUACACUGUGCAAGUUAGAAUUUUGGUCAAUUGAGGCCAUAGUUCAAUAAAACUGUAAUCGGUGAGGCAUUUUAUUUAUUUAAGAAUUUUACCUACUAUUUAAUAUGUGCGUACUUUACUCCGGGCUUAAAUGACAAUCAUAGGCACUUUAUAAUGAAAGCUUUCUCUCUAAAUUCUAUCUCACUUUAUUUACUAGUUCACAGAUACCAAAAGACAGCAAUUUCAUGGUAGUGAUAUACUUACACAUUAGUUAUGGAAAUUCCACAGGAGUUCAAAGUCAUUAUCAUAUAAUUUUCUACAAUAAAGCCAUAAAAGUUAUGAAGGUGACACUUGUCCUUUUCACUAAUCCAGAUAUAAAGUCUGUAUUUAGAAAACAGCUAAAUGAGAAAGUAACUUUGUAAAAAAUAUCCAAAGAACUUUUAUUCAUUUCUUUGUUCUCUGCACAUCCUUGUAUUAACUAGUCUCAUACUUGACCUGGUCUCAGAGUUGAAAUGCUGCUUUAAUCAAUAAUUCAGUGCAGAGACAAUGAAUGAAAAUAAAUAGUUACUAUUUAUAGAGAACUUAUAUUAUCUCUGCUGGAUCUUUACAAAUGUUAUAUCUCAUCUUCAGAACACUUAUUCAGAGUAGAUAUUAUUAGCUUCAUUUUUGCAGAUAAAAAUGCUAAGACUUUGAAAAACCAAUAACUUGCCAUACAUCUUACAUAAGACUUGAGUCCAGACCACACUGAUUAAGUAUCUUAGUAUGCAGACGUACUUAUGGGCUGCAGAGCCCUCGUACUGUUUUUCACAUGCCCAUGUUACCUCAGAAAUUGUAGGAUCUAUCAAAACCUCCAUAUUCAUCAACGCAUUUUUAAUUUUCAGAGCUUAAAAUCUUGGAUUGUUAUCCAGAGAUUGUCUUUCCCUGAAGAAAGAACUGCUAGCUAUUAAGAUGAUGGACAUAAUUAAAUCUAUAAGAUGAAGUAGGAAUUCAUAAGAUUUAAGGAGUUACUUAAACCUUUUUUGUCUAAUAUUAGAGUGUUAGAAAACUCAGCAGGUUAUGUAAUGCAGACUUUGAGAUUUCAAAAGGAAUUGCAGGGGGUUUCAUACACUGAGCACUAAACUUGCUGUAGCGUUUGUACAGGAUGAGAUGUCAAGGAUCACUUUGAAGGAUCAUAUGUAAGUAAACAAUUUCAUAGAUAAACUAGAAGACUUUUUAUACUACUAGAACUAGAAUACUUCAUGAAAUUGAAGUAAUAACCAGUAGUAUGUAUUAUCAGCAUGGGAUUUAGGACUUCUCAUUCAGCCAUGUGGCCCCCUUAGUACCAAACUUAAUUCCUACCAGAAUAGAUUGUUAAGUGUUUCUGGUAUUGAACUAGACAUUCAGAGCUAAAAAGAUUUGCAACAUCUAGGGAAAUAACAUCUGAGGUAGGAUGAAAUGAGAAAUUGAGAUGUUUGUAUAUUCCCAGCAAAUCAUUUCCCUCAAAUAUGUCUAGAGAUUUUUGUUUUACUAUAAUAAUAUGUUAUUUUCUGUUUACAGCAACUAGUACUGAAAUCAACUAGAUGAAUGAAAUCACCUCUUGCAUAGCAGAAAUAAUGCUGAGUUUGGAGAAUUAAGUAAAAAUGUAGUACUAAACUAUUAUUUACUUUCUAAGAUCUAAAGGGAACAAUCAACCCUGAUAAUAUUCCCUUGAAUAUAACUUUAUUUAAUGGUAUAAUUCUUUCCAUAUUUCCUUAGAAAAUAUUAAAUCUUAUGAAUAUUUACUUAUUAAGUUUUCAUUAAUAUAUAAAGGAAUAUUUAAUUGAAAUUAAAGACACAAAGAUUCUACAGGAUUUCAUAUGAUUUCAUAUUAAAUGAUCAGCCUAUGUCAUUGCAUUGAUCAGCCCGGUGAAUUGGCCCAUGCCUGUAAUCCCAGCCACUCUGAAGGCUGAGACAGGAGUUGAAAGCCAGGGAAUUCAAAGCCAGUCUCAGUAACUUAGCAAGGCCCUAAGCAACUUAGUGAGACCCUGUCUCUAAAUAAAACAUAAAAAGGGCUGGGAUGUAACUCAUUGGGUAAGUGUCCCUGGGUUCAAUCCCCAGAACCCCCAAAGUAAGUAAAUAAAUAAAUUGAUCACUUGAAGAAUGUUGAUUUUUAAAAAAAUAGGAAAUUUUUGAACAUUAUUAUUUUAUAUAUAUUUUAUGAAUAUUGUUGUUAUAUUAUUGAAAAUAAUAAGUUCUCAGAAAUCAUUUGUGAAUAAGUUUAAAUAUAUUAAAUAAACCUUUACAUUGAAUUUAAGUUUCAUAAUGACCAAGAAAAUGGUAACAUAAAUAAUAAUGCAAUUUUAGAUCAGAAAGAGCUUAAAAGUUUCUUAAUGAAAGAUAAUGAGCUAUUCAUAGAAUAAUGAUUUAUCAGUAAUUUAUAUUUACAUCACACACUUUGAAAAUGUGAGUCCAUUUAUUGUUUUAACUUGAAAUAAAACCAAUAUUUUUCACUAUUGCCCAAGUUGUACAUAAUGGUAAUUAGGUGUCUAUAAAUUGUAUAUGCCUUCUGUAGAACCAUCCUUCAAAUAAGCUAUUUAGGUACUGACACUGUUAUUGAAAAUGUGUAAAAAUAAUAAAGUUUCUUAAAUCCUGAGUCAUGGGCUAAAAUACUAGAGAAAAGGGAUUUCAUAAAAUAAGAGAAAGUGUAUGUUAUUUAAAAUCACUGCCCAAAAUAAACUAGUACAGGAAAUAUAUAUCCCUAAUUUAACCCUUACUUUGAUUUUAGUAGUGUUAUAUUAAAAGACAUUUAAACCCACAUGCUUCCAUUUUACACAAAACAAUUAUCAAUUUUUUUAAUCCUAGCUAAACUGAUAGAAUAUUAAAAUGAUGUCUAAAUGCUUAAUUGGAAGGCUUUUAAGUUUUUUUAUUUUAAAAUGCCCUAUAUUCCUGUUAUUUUGGAAUAUGUAUGUUAUGUGUAACUGUAUAAUGUUGAUUUCAAUAGACAAAAUUCUUGGUGUUGAAUUUAGGAUGUUUUUAGGGAUUAUUGGGGGAGAUGUUUAAUGUAUGCUUUUUGGUGGAACAUUUUCAUGUAAUAAUUUAUUAAAGUCAGUCAUUCAGAAA
Messenger RNA from Marmota monax (woodchuck), 5667 nucleotides. It is a transcript of the gene Map9, whose product is annotated as microtubule associated protein 9. The record is from RefSeq and is a predicted model, not a curated record. Bases 225 to 2138 code for a protein of 637 amino acids. NCBI's taxonomy places the organism in Eukaryota, Metazoa, Chordata, Mammalia, Rodentia, Sciuridae. Gene Ontology annotation, cellular component: astral microtubule. Gene Ontology annotation, molecular function: microtubule binding. The transcript is spliced from 14 exons. Gene Ontology annotation, biological process: mitotic spindle assembly; mitotic cytokinesis; regulation of mitotic cytokinesis.